This is a messenger RNA of Trichoderma citrinoviride, 1791 nucleotides long. RefSeq names its product PTR2-domain-containing protein. The record is from RefSeq and is a predicted model, not a curated record. Bases 1 to 1791 code for a protein of 596 amino acids. The transcript has 2 exons. Lineage: Eukaryota; Fungi; Ascomycota; Sordariomycetes; Hypocreales; Hypocreaceae. Gene Ontology annotation, molecular function: dipeptide transmembrane transporter activity. Gene Ontology annotation, biological process: transmembrane transport; oligopeptide transport. Gene Ontology annotation, cellular component: membrane.
AUGAGCAACGCCGCCAACCUCGACGUGGACGUCAUCGCCGAGGCGGACCACCGCGCCGCCGGCUUUGACGAGAAACCCACGGCCGCUGUCGACAUCCGAAGCGACGCGGACUACGAUGACUUCCCUACCGAGGAGGAGCUGCGCACUCUGCGCCGUGUCUCGGGAAAGAUCAAGUGGGCCAUGUACACCAUCGCCUUUGUUGAGCUUUGCGAGCGUUUCUCAUACUACGGUUCCUCCGUCCUCUACACAAACUUUGUGAACCGUCCUCUGCCUGCUGGCUCAACCACCGGCUCUGACCCCGAUGGCGGCCACCCCGGUGCCCUGGGUAUGGGUCCCAAGGCUGCUCAGGGUAUCAGCUUGUUCAACCAGUUCUUCGCCUACAUCAUGCCUCUCGUCGGUGCCUGGGUUGCCGAUGCCCGCAUGGGACGUUUCUGGACUCUGCAUCUGGCCAUUGGUAUCUCUACCAUUGCCCACGUCAUCCUGGUUGCCGCCGCCGCUCCCGAUGUCAUCGUCAAGAAGGACAGCGCCUUUGCCGCCUUCAUCAUCGGCCUCAUCUGCCUUUGCGUUGGCACUGGUUUCUUCAAGGCCAACGUCUCUCCCCUGCUGGCCGACCAGAACGAGGACAGGCGCAUGCGUGUCGAGACCCUGCCCUCUGGCGAGCGUGUCAUUGUCGACCCUGCCGUGACCAACACCCGCAUCUUCCUCUACUUCUACUUUGCCAUCAACAUCGGAUCUCUCACCGGUCAGAUCAGCAUGGUCUACGUUGAGAAGUAUGUUGGCUUCUGGCUCGCUUUCCUCAUCCCCACCGGCAUGUUCCUGAGUGCCCCCUUUGUCCUGUGGAGCCAGAAGAAGAACUACCGCCUGCAGCCUCCCACCGGCUCUCUGCUUCAGAAGUUCCUGCAGAUGUUCUUCUACGCUCGCAAGCGCUCAAAGGGCUUCUUCACGAUCGACUGGGACACUGUUCGCCCCUCGCGCAUUGCCAUGGAUGCCCGCCCUAAGUGGAUGACCUACGACGACGCCUGGGUUGACGAAGUCCGCCGUGGUCUGAUGGCCUGCAAGGUCUUCCUCUUCCUGCCCGUCUUCUUCCUGUCCUACAACCAGAUGACCGGUAACCUCACCAUUCAGGCGGGUACUAUGGAGCUUCACGGUGUCCCCAACGACAUCAUCCAGAACCUGAACCCCAUCUCCAUCGUCAUCAUGAUCCCCUUGAUCGACCACCUCCUCUACCCCGGUCUCCGCAGACUUGGCAUUGCCUUCACGCCCAUUAAGCGUAUGACGACUGGUUUCGUCAUUGCCGCGCUCUCCAUGGUUGCCUCUGCUGUCAUGCAGCACUACAUCUACAAGAAGAGCCCUUGCGGCGAUCACGCCAACGGCACCAUCAUCGUUGACGGCGAGGAGGAGCUCUGCCCCCCUGCCCCCAUCAACGUCUGGGCGCAGUGCUUGCCCUACAUCCUCAUUGGUUUCGCCGAAAUCUUUGCCAACGUCACCUCUUACGAGUAUGCUUACUCCAAGGCUCCUGAGAACAUGAAGUCUCUCGUCAUGAGUGUCAACCUGUUCAUGAGCGCCAUCUCUGCUGCCAUCGGCGAGGCCUUCACCCCUCUGUCCGACGACCCUCUCCUGGUCUGGAACUACACCACCGUUGCCUGCAUCUCCUUUGUCGGCGGUGCUGCUUUCUGGUUCUGCUUCCGCCACCUCGACUCCGACGAGGACAAGUGGAACAUGCUCAAGAAGUCCGAGUACAUUGGCCAGAAUCAGCCGGGUCUGAGCAAGGAGGCCGACGUGGAGCCUUAA